Messenger RNA from Lottia gigantea (owl limpet), 942 nucleotides. RefSeq lists its product as hypothetical. The transcript is spliced from 5 exons. NCBI's taxonomy places the organism in Eukaryota, Metazoa, Mollusca, Gastropoda, Lottiidae. The record is from RefSeq and is a predicted model, not a curated record. Bases 1 to 942 code for a protein of 313 amino acids.
AUGGGCGAUAUAAGUGUUCGAUUUCUCGUUCCAGAAUGGUUUCAUAUGAUAGAACACGGGUCAUGGAAAAGCACCAUGAAUCAAACACAUCCCGGGAUGCCACGCGAUUAUCGCAAGGAAAUGUACAACAAAAAUCUGGAGGUUCCAGAUAAAAGGUAUACACUGCAUCGACAGCCAAUCGAAAAGAUUUUUCGUGAAUCCAACGAGACUCGGGCAAUAUACGAGAACGACUUUAUUAGUAAACAACAUAUUAGACUAAGGACUGUAAAAUGUAGACCCAACAAGAUGAAGUUCCACCAAAGAACGUUUGCCUAUAAAUUUGGAGUGUUUCUGUGUAUAAUAUCAGUACCGUCAGCUAUCCUGGGUCUAGGAUUUCCAACAUGGAAGAAAGACUCGGUUUCAAUGCACGGAUUGUUCCAGACUUGUGGAAAACUCCUGGACUUCUCAACUUGUACCACUAUAGACUUAUAUUCUUAUGGAGCAUGGUUUGAAGCAGUAAGAGCUCUAGAGAUAAUCAGCAUAAUUCUGAUGUUUUUUGAUGUUAUUUUUAUGAUCAGAAGAAAACCCAGUCGGCUUGAAGGAUUUGAUGCAUUUAUUGUAGCUCUCCUGUACAUAAGUGGGCCAGCAGUGUAUGCUUACUACGUUAAAGCUACCGAUUUUGGACAAGGUGCAGUGUUUUCUUGGGGGUUUAUACUUGCUUGUUUUAGUGGUGGAUUAGCUGGAACUGGAGCAAUAUGUAUGUGCGGUAGUGAGUUCACACCGGAUAACCGAAUAGAGCCGUACAGUGAAAGACAGAAAGAGAAAAAACGACAGAAGAAGAAAAUGUUCUCACCUAAAGACUGGAACAGAUUCCCAGAUCAUGGUUCUCAUUUAGAGAAGGAUUACUAUAGAGAUUAUUAUAAAGAUCGUGAUCCAGAAUGGGACUAUCUUCAUAGAUUCUGA